Cantharellus anzutake is the source of this 600-nucleotide messenger RNA. RefSeq names its product glycolipid transfer protein domain-containing protein. Bases 1 to 600 code for a protein of 199 amino acids. The record is from RefSeq and is a predicted model, not a curated record. Gene Ontology annotation, molecular function: ceramide 1-phosphate transfer activity; ceramide 1-phosphate binding. The transcript is spliced from 6 exons. Gene Ontology annotation, cellular component: membrane; cytoplasm; cytosol. NCBI's taxonomy places the organism in Eukaryota, Fungi, Basidiomycota, Agaricomycetes, Cantharellales, Hydnaceae. Gene Ontology annotation, biological process: intermembrane lipid transfer; ceramide transport.
AUGUCUGAAAACGUUUUCUUCAACACUCUCGCAAAGUCCUUCACAGAUGUCACGAUCACCGACGCUGGCGUCGAUACAAUCGCGUUUUUGGAAGCAUCAGAAGGAAUCGUGCAGUUGUUUAAUUUGCUCGGAUCAGCGGCCUUCGCUCCUGUCAAGGCCGACAUUAGCGGCAACAUCACUAAAGUCCGCACUAGAUACCUCGCAGCACCCACGAUAUCUGCAACGCUCGAGUCUCUUGUCGAGAAUGAAAAGGGCGAAAAGAAACGUACCGCGACCGAAGGUUUAUUGUGGUUGUUGCGCGGUCUUCAGUUCACUUGUAUCGCCCUGCAACGCUCCGUAGCAGAUAAGAAGGAAGAGCUUUCCAUUAGCUUUACAAAGGCUUACGAAGACACCUUGAAGAAAUUUCACAAUUUUGUCGUGCGUCCCAUCUUCGCGCUUGCAAUGAAAGCAUGCCCUUCCCGUGCCGAUUUCUAUCCCAAGCUCGGAUCGCCUCCAGACAAAGUCGAGACUGAACUCAUAGCUUGGCUCGCCGCACUUGAUAAAAUCGUCAAGCGCGUUCAAGAGUUUUACGUUAAAGGUGGUCACGAUAAAGGCCUCUAG